Molecule: messenger RNA, 2482 nt
Organism: Taeniopygia guttata (zebra finch)
Lineage: Eukaryota; Metazoa; Chordata; Aves; Passeriformes; Estrildidae
Gene: EFNA4
Product: ephrin A4
Biological process (GO): ephrin receptor signaling pathway; axon guidance
Cellular component (GO): plasma membrane
Molecular function (GO): ephrin receptor binding
Source: RefSeq, a predicted model, not a curated record
GAGCCCCGGUGGUACCGAGCCCCGGUGGUACUGCCGGUGGUACCGAGUCCCGGUGGUACCGAGCCACCGGGCAUCCCCAGCGGCACCGAGCCCCGGUGGUACCGCCGGUGGUACCGAGCCCCGGUGGUACCAAGCCCCCGGGCAGCCCUGGGCGUUGUGCAGCAUGUGAGAACCCCCGGGGGUGCUGAGCUCUGAGCAGCACCGGGCACCUCCGGUGGUACCGGGCCCUGGGCACUACAGAGCCGGUGAGUGCCCCAACCGGUACCGACCCCCGGGUGCCCACGGGGGGCACUGAGCCCUGAGCGGUCCCGGUGACACCGAGCCACUGGGCAUCCCCGGGUGCCACCAGCGAGCACACCUGGGUGCUGCUUAGCCCCAGGCACUGCUGGUGGCACUGAGCUCCGGGUGGCAUCAGCUGGUGAGUGUCCCUCAGUGGCACCAAGUUCUGGGUGUUCCCACACCAGUGGGCAGCUCUGGUUGCCCCGAGGCCAGCAGGCACUGCUGGUGGCACCAACCCUUGGUGGCACCAACCCUUGGUGGCACCAACUGGUGCUGCCGAUCUGCCGGUGGUACCCACCUGUGCUGUGAAUGCCCUUGGUAGCGCUGAACUCGUGGCAUCAAGCUGGUGGGUGGCACUGCCAGGGCUGUGGGUUUCCAUGGCAAGUGUCCCCUCUGGUGGGGGCCACUCCAGCCCCACACCCCCCACCGGUGCUGCCAUCAGGCCAAGCUCUGUUUCCAUCCCUCUUCCCAACCUCCUCCAUUUUAGGUAUUUCCCAGCUUGGGGCUCCUCAGGGAGCAGGAGGCAGGGUCAGGAUCCUGAGGCCUCCCCCGUGGAGGUUCUGUGCUCUGCUGGACCGGCCAGACUGGCACACUGGGCACAGCUGUGGGCACAGGCACACCUUGCUCCAUCCUGCGGAUGGGGGAGGCGAGACCCCACCACCCAUGGGUGCCCCACUGCUGGGUCAGGCCAUGCCAGGCCCCGUCCCCACAUCCCUCGGCCCUGCCCAGGCCCGUCCCAGCCAGCGUCACCCGUGGGAUGCUCUGAGUCAGCAGGAGUGUGCUCCAUCCUGCCCUGGGGGAGCCCCUGGCCUGAGUGGGGUGUCGGGGGUACCAACCCACCCUUACCAACGCUGCCAACCCGGUGAUGAAUAUUCUGGGGCCAAGAUCUACCUGCCAGCCCCUCUUUUCCACACGUGUGCCCGUUCAUGUGUGUGUACACAUGUGUGCCUUGCACGGCUGAUCCACCCCGGCCUGGCUGCGCUUGCUGUGGGCACAACCAUGAGCUGGCAGCAUCCCCCAGGCUGGGCUCCAUCCCCUGCCCGCCCUGUGCCCGUGGUGAGGGGCUUUGUGCCCGGCCAGCGUGGCUGUCCAAACCCCCCCUGCCCAUUCAGCUCCAGCUAUGGUGGUUUUUUGGGCAAAACCCAACUCCCUGCUCUGCCAGGGCAGCAGGGCACCCCUCCCAUGCCACCCAUCCCAUGGCACCCAUCCCAUGGCACCCCUCCCAUGGGACCUCCUGCCCCACAGGUUCCUGCGGGACGACUACUCCAUCCAGGUGGCCAUCAAUGACUACCUGGACAUCUACUGCCCGCACUACGAGGGCACGGUGCCCGCCGGCCGCGCAGAGACCUUCACGCUCUUCAUGGUGGACCGGGAGGGUUAUCGUGGCUGCUACGAGACCCCCGGUGCCUUCAAGCGUUGGGAGUGCAACCGGCCCCGGGCGCCCUUCGGGCCCGUCCGAUUCUCUGAGAAAAUCCAGAGGUUCACCCCCUUCUCGCUCGGCUUCGAGUUCCAGCCUGGAGAGACCUACUACUACAUCUCCGUGCCCAGCCCCGAGAGCGCCGGACGAUGCCUGAAGCUGCGCGUCACCGUCUGCUGCCGAGGCACCACGGCAGAGCCGGUGACGGAGGUGCCAAAUUCGCAGCCCCGAGGGCGCGGGGGCCCCGACGAUGUGGCUCCUGCCCGGGGCUCCGCGCCCCCAUCGCAGCCCUACAAGCCGUGCCUGUCUCUGGUGCUCCUGGCCCUGCUCUGGAUCUGACCCCGGCGUUGCCCCUGGUGAGGGAUGGGCUCCUCUGCCCCUUUCCUCCCAGCCAACCCCCACCCCGAGCCCGUGGGGCAGCCCCAGGCCAUGACCCGCCCGCUGGACCUCCGCAAAGCCGAGCCGGGGCCGGGAGCUCCGGGCUGGAAGGGCCAUCACUCGCCGCUGGCAUCGUCACCGGGAUUGCCACGAGUCCUGGCGUUGGCAUUGCCACCAACGCCUGCUCUGCCCCACGGCCAUCACCUCAUCUCGUGCCUUUCCCCACGGACCCCCACCCCGGGGCCCAGGGACCCCCGGAACGGGGCAGCAGCUCCGAUGGCGGCAUCCGCUGCCGUGUCCUCCUCCAGCGAGGACACGCUGAUCUGUCUUCUGGGAAGACGCUUUCCUCCGUGCCCUCGGUUUGGUUUUAACCCUUGGUAGUGACUGAGCAAUACAAUAUUUGCAAGA